Molecule: messenger RNA, 5424 nt
Organism: Gallus gallus (chicken)
Lineage: Eukaryota; Metazoa; Chordata; Aves; Galliformes; Phasianidae
Gene: TRIM36
Product: tripartite motif containing 36
Exons: 11
Coding region: 74-2647 (857 amino acids)
Molecular function (GO): zinc ion binding; protein binding
Source: RefSeq, a predicted model, not a curated record
CAGACAUGCCACCAGCCAGGGAGACUGCACAUACAACUCCGUGUGUUUCAUUAGCAGGUGUUCUCAUGUGCAAAUGUAUGCCCACAUGCAUUUUCAUCUUAAACAAAACCUGGAAUUUCAUCAGACCGGGUGGUGCCUCGGGGACAAGUGCGCUGCUGUGUGCCGCUGUGCACACAUCAUGCACCCUGCUCUGGGAUGCACAUCCGAGCCGUCCCUUUGCCCAGCAGUAUGCCCACCAUGGGUCCCGAGCCGUGGGCUGCAGAGAGCACCGAGCCCACCUGCACGACGGCACUCAGCUGCCACGGCAGCACCCAGCUGCCCACCGAGCCCAUCCUCAGCCCAGCCCAGGCUGUGGGUGCCGGCAAUGCCUGCCAGACCCCCGCUGCUCCCAGGUGACAGCUGUGCCAUGCUGGGGAUGGCCGGACAUGGGCACUUCGAGUACCUCGUGGAGCUGCUGGAGUGGGGCAAGGUUGCUACCAAAAGUAUUGAAAGAGAGCUCAUCUGCCCAGCAUGCAACGAGCUGUUCACCCACCCGCUGAUCCUUCCUUGUCAACAUAACCUGUGUCACAAGUGUGUGAAAGAUAUACUGUUCACAGUUGAAGACUCGUUUGCUGACGCAGGUUCUGAAUCCUCAAAUCAGAGCAGCCCGCGGUUCCGAAUCUCUUCUGCUAGCAUGGACAAGAUUGACAGAAUUAGCAGAUCAGCCUCACAGAGGAGGUCUUUUGGUUGGAGAGGCAGAAAACGCAACUCCCUGACUCCCAGAACAACUAUGUUUCCUUGUCCUGGCUGCCUGCAUGAUAUUGAUCUUGGAGAACGUGGUGUCAAUGGCUUGUUUCGGAAUUUUACUUUGGAAACAAUUGUGGAACGACACAGGCAGGCAGCCAGGGCAGCCAUAGCCAUCAUGUGUGACUUCUGCAAACCUCCACCUCAAGAGUCCACAAAGAGCUGCAUGGACUGCAGUGCAAGCUAUUGCAAUGAAUGUUUUAAGGUACACCAUCCCUGGGGAACAGUAAAAGCUCAGCAUGAGUACGUUGGACCAACCACCAACAUCAGACUUAAGGUACUGAUGUGCCCAGAACAUGAAAUGGAGCGAGUUAACAUGUACUGUGAGAUCUGCAGAAGGCCUGUCUGUCAUCUUUGUAAACUGGGUGGAUCUCAUGCAAACCACAGAGUAACAAUGAUGAGCACUGCCUAUAAAACUCUGAAGGAAAAGCUUUCAAAAGAUAUAGAGUACCUCAUCAGCAAGGAAAGCCAAGUAAAAGCUCACAUCUCACAGCUGGGUCUGCUGCUGAAAGAAACAGAGAGCAAUGGGGAAAGAGCUAAAGAAGAGGCAUCUCAGAGUUUUGAGAAAUUAAUUAAUAUUCUGGAAGAGAAGAAGUCUGCGGCUCUUAGGGCAAUUGAAGUGUCUAAGAAUUUAAGGCUGGACAAAUUGCGAACCCAAGCAGAAGAAUAUCAAGGUCUCCUGGAAAAUAGUGGCCUUGUAGGAUAUGCUCAAGAAGUGCUUAAAGAGACUGACCAGUCCUGUUUUGUUCAAACAGCAAAACAACUUCACGUCAGAAUCCAAAAAGCUACUGAAUCUCUGAAGAGCUUCCGGCCAGCAGCUGAAAGUUCUUUUGAAGAUUUUGUGGUGGACACAGCCAAGCAAGAAGUGAUCCUUGAUGACUUAUCCUUCUAUUCCAAUGGUCUGGAAAUACCAGAAAUCAAUGAGGAGCAAUGCAGAAUGUAUAACAAAGCUGUGAUCAGUUGGGAAUCCUCUGGGAAGACAGACUCUGCUGAUAUGUAUGUUCUUCAGUAUCGUAAGCGUAAUAGAGAAGAGGAGAGUGUGAUGUGGCAGGAGGCUGAAGUUUACAGCAAGAGCAAAGUCAUAUCUGAUCUUGAUGAUGACAGUAGCUACGCCUUUAGAGUUCGAGGAUAUAAAGGGUCCAUCUGUAGCUCUUGGAGCAAAGAAGUUAUUUUGCGUACACCUCCUGCUCCAGUUUUUAGCUUUCUUUUUGAUGACAAAUGUGGGUACAACAGUGAACGUCUCCUUCUGAACCCAGAAAGAACCACCGUGGAAAGCAGGGCUGGAUUUCCUUUACUGCUAAGAGCUGAACGCAUGCAGUUUGGAUGCUACACAAGCCUGAAUUACAUCAUUGGUGACACUGGUAUUGCCAAAGGGAAGCACUUCUGGGCUUUUCGUGUGGAAGCCUAUUCUUACCUGGUUAAAGUGGGAGUUGUUUCUAGCACCAAGAUACAGAAGUUUUUCCACAAUACGCAUGAUGUGACCAGCCCAAGAUCUGAGCAAGACAGUGGUCAUGACAGUGGGAGUGAAGAUGCCUGUUUGGAUUCAUCACAGCCUUUCACACUGGUCACUUUGGGCAUGAAGAAGUUUUUCAUCCCCAAGGCCGCCGCUGACACGAGGGCAGCUGCUGACCCCAAGGAUCCAGCAAGCAGAAUCCUUCCCCUGCCCUCCUGCAUGGGGAUCUGCCUCGACUGUGACAACGGCAAGGUGGGCUUUUAUGAUGCCAGCCACAUGAAAUGCCUGUACGAGUGUGAGGUGGAGUGCUCAGGCAUAAUGUACCCAACAUUUGCCUUAAUGGGUGGUGCAGCAAUUCACCUAAUGGAAGCCAUCCCAGCAAAGUACUUGGAAUACCAAGAUGACCUGUAGGCUACUGAUCUCCUGGUGCUGUUCCGAAAAUAAAAACAAGAGCAGAAGCAUUUUACCUUAGUUUUCAGUCCUGAUUCCAAUACAGUAUACCUAAGUGCUGGUCACACUUCUGUGUUGCUUUUUUUGUUUGUUUGUUUGUUUGUUUGUUUAAAUGAACAGUCCAGACAUUUCCAACAAAAGGAAAUGUUCUUCCAGGAACUCUCCUGCCUUUCUUGUGAUCUGUGUGAUGGUGAUCUCCACAAGCUUUCCUCCUAGGGAGGGUGGGGAGGAAGUUUGACUAACAACCAAAACUACUCUUCAGGGAUACAAAUCUGCCUUUUAUGUAACAUAGAUUCUUAGAUAGUCAGUUUUGAGUUUAACAGACCAAACUGACAGCAUAUGAUUGCCAUUAUUCUUUGAGAUACCUGUCUUAAUGCAUCUGCAGGAUCAAAAUUGCACUAACAGAAUAAAAAGCAGCGAGAAAUGAAAACUGCAGGUGAACAUUUAGGCUGUAUUUGGAAGGAGGACGUUAAACUAGAAACUUUAUUUUAUGUCAGUGUAAUGUAACUGUAAGCUGAAACUAGUUCUAACGCCUGAUGUAUAGUUGAUGGUAUAAUUGUAAGUUCCUGUACUGUUCCAGGCCUUUAGUGUAGACAUAAAAUAUAUAAAGUGCAAUUUGACCCGAAGUGUCAGACUUCCAAGUCUGAUAUCCGAAGUUUUUGCAUGUGUGAGUAGUAGUACCCGGUUAUAGGCAAAAGUGAAUGAGUACUUGACAUGACUAAUAACAUGCAAACUUAAAAAUUCAUGUAUUUCUGUUAAUACAUGUUUUUCUAAGUUAAUUUUUUAAUCUAACAAUGGCUUUCUAGUACGAAUGAUAAAAUGCACUGAUUCAGUUUUAAGACCCAAUUUCUGCUUCGAAAGGCGUCUCCGUUCAGAUUUCUGUUCCUCUCGUGUUAAAAACUGUAUCAUGUUGUAGUGCUUGCAUCUGUUUGGAAGAAAUUUACACAAACAGAAAUCAAACGUUUGAGUCACUUCAACUGUUAAUUGUGAAAAAAUAAGGUUCUGAAGCAAAGGACAUUUCUAAAAUACACUCAAUUUUUUUAUGAAUUUGGGGAUAUAAUGUUGCAUCUUGAUGAAUGUGAAGUAUGUUUACUGAGUACCUGUAUAUAGCUGUAGAGCAAUGGACUGUGACCUGAAAAUUGCAAGUGGCACCACUGGUGAUGGAUUGACCGUUUGUCUUUAUCUUAGAGGUCUUCUCCAAAUCUUGUGAUUCCUUGAUCCUCGCAUCUUAGGAGACUGACUCUCUAGCUGUGAAGGACGGUGAAAAGAUUUGGGAUUUUCUUCUUUAUGUAAUCUUAAAACUUAUCUUUUUGGUCCAUACCAGAUAUUAAACUGAUGAGGACAAAUUUUCUUCUGUAGAAUUUUCCGCGUGAUCCUAAUGGUUAGCUCUGAACAAGUUGCACGCAUGCAAGGCUUCCCCAUCUGAUGUACUGUUCUGCGUUUAAUAAGAUUGAGUCUCUUCUGCCAUCUUGCCUCAUCACUUGGUACUGAGGGCUUCCUGCAGCUCUCUGGUCUUUUGAUUGUUUUGAGUAAUUUUAUAGUGAACACAAAUCUUUUCCAAAUCUUGCAGCAGCUUAAGUUAUAGUGAGACUGAGCAGUUUUGUUCCCACUGUUAAAAAUGUAUUGUUCCUCCAAUUUUGUUAUUCGGCCACUGAAAGCCCUUACAUUUUUGUAUGCUCUGCUGACUGGAAGACAACUGGGUGACAGCAACGACUUUAUGAACUCAAGUUAUUAAUCAGACUCAGAAGGCAAGAUCCCCUUUUCUUUAGCUAUGGCUUAUCCCAAUGUGUAAUUUUCAUUCUUCCAUUUAUCUACCAAAUCUAAUAUCAGCUUAAAGCUAGAGAUUGUAGGGUUGGAUUUCCUAAUCUCUUAUCCCAGAUCAAAUCUCGUUCUACAGCUAAAUAUCUCGUUUUUAAUUCUAUUGUUUCAGAAGUUGUUCUAAAUUAUAGGUGUUAUGUCUCAGUUAGCACUCCAUAGUUCCACACCUGGAUCUUUGGAAGCAUCUGGACCAAUAUGACCAGGCUUUAGCAUUUCGUUACUUUAUGAAAAUAGUCAUAAAAUAGCCACACCAUCUUAAAUGUGAAGAUAAGUCAGUCUGAGGGGCUAUCUUUUAAAAGAAGGGGGGAAAAAAAGGUAGUGGUUUAAGAAAACAGAAGUAAAGGAAGAAGAAUUCAGUUUUUUCCUAUUAUAUCUUUGCCUAACAUUCAUUUAAGAUGUGCUCUGCUAUGCAAUUACUUAUUCGACUGGACACAGGCUGAUACUACUUAAAACAUUUACUUGCCUUUUGGUAUGUAAGUAUCUCAUUCAGCAUUUUAAAAAUGGUAUGGCUUUUGGUGUAGAAUACCUUGGAUGUGUUCAUCACAGUACUGUGUGGUGCUUGCUCCAGUUUAUUAAAUAGAAGCUUACUGUCAGAGGCAAAUGAUUUUUUCCACCUGUCAGAGAUACAGUUCAGUAGUACAUGCCUACACUGACACUUAUUUUCCAAAACAACUUUCUUCCUACAAAACAGCACUUUACAAUGUGGACUAAGCUAAGAAUGGUGUGAUGUUGUGUGGAUCUUUGUGCAAUAUAGCUGUCUGGUGAAUACUGUGUGAUUUGCAAAGCUCCAUUCAGGUGUGAAUCAUGUAGACCCUUCUUAAGUAUCUAAAGCUUUAACAAAAAGGCCUUAUUUAAAAAUACUCUGAAAUGUAAAUGUGAUGUCAGCUGUUUUUUUCUAAAUAAAAGCUGAGAAUACUGUA